This is a messenger RNA of Chelonoidis abingdonii (Abingdon island giant tortoise), 709 nucleotides long. NCBI's taxonomy places the organism in Eukaryota, Metazoa, Chordata, Testudines, Testudinidae. The record is from RefSeq and is a predicted model, not a curated record.
UGUUUCCGGGAGUUGUGCAGUCCCAGAAAAAGCCAAAGCCUGUGAGACUCAGCAGAGGCCAGAGGAAAACUUCAGUAGCCACUCAGGCCUUAUAACACGUGACAGAAUCCACUUGGAAGGGAGACGCUACAUGUGCCAUGAGUGCGGGAAAAGCUUCAAUCAGCGCUCAAACCUUAUCACACAUCGGAGAAUCCACACAAGGGAGAAGCCCUACAUGUGCUCUGAGUGCGGGAAAAGCUUUAAUAACAGCUCUGCCCUGAGCACACAUAGGAGAAUCCACACGGGUGAGAAACCUUAUGGAUGCGCUGAGUGCGGGAAAAGCUUUAGUUGGCGUUCACACCUUAUCGCACAUCAGAGACUCCACACAGGAGAGAAGCCCUACAUGUGCUCUGAGUGCGGGAAAAGGUUUAUUCACAGCUCUUCCCUGACCACACAUAGGAGAAUCCACACGGGUGAGAAACCUUAUGGAUGCUCUGAGUGCGGGAAAAGCUUUAGUCAGUGUACAAACCUUAUCACACAUCAGAGACUCCACACAGGAGAGAAGCCCUACAUGUGCUCUGAGUGCGGGAAAAGCUUUAAUCGCAGCUCUUCCCUGACCACACAUAGAAGAAUCCACACGGGUGAGAAACCUUAUGGAUGUUCUGAGUGCGGGAAAAGCUUUAGUCAGCGUUCACACCUUAUCACACAUCAGAGAAUCCACACUGGAUAG